This is a messenger RNA of Engraulis encrasicolus (European anchovy), 3456 nucleotides long. It is a transcript of the gene c1galt1c1, whose product is annotated as C1GALT1-specific chaperone 1. The transcript has 2 exons. Lineage: Eukaryota; Metazoa; Chordata; Actinopteri; Clupeiformes; Engraulidae. Gene Ontology annotation, molecular function: N-acetylgalactosaminide beta-1,3-galactosyltransferase activity. The record is from RefSeq and is a predicted model, not a curated record. Bases 517 to 1479 code for a protein of 320 amino acids.
UGUGUAGAAAGCCUCUUUGGUCUGAGUAGGUUACGAUUACAUUUGUUAUUAUAAGUCAGCUGUCAAACCUAUAAUCGCACGCCUUGCUGCCAAAUACAUGCAUAUGCUUCCCACUGGGUAAAUUUCACGUGGAUUAGAUGAAAAGCGCAUUUGAUUCAUUUACUUCUUUCGAGUUUUUUAGUUUCUCAAGAGCGCAGCCGGAGUUGCUCAGCUGACACGGAAAACAAACAGGAUCCAUACCCGGAAGAGACUGGUAGUUGAAAAGGUAGUGUGUGUACUACUGAAAACCUGUGCACUUUACAGCUCUAUCGCGUAUGAUCGUUGUGUCUCAUGAAUGCUGCACUACCUGUUUACGAUCAUUAUGACUUGACUUGUAAAUGGAUGUCGUUAGACUAGUUUCUGGUUGUAGCCUUGCCCCGUAGCCACUUGGCAUAGCCUACUUCAUCAGCUUACGACGCAUGUGCUGGACGUUUGUUUCUCUGCAGUACUAGUCAUCAAAUAAGCAUUUAUUCAAAAAUGAUAUCGGAGGGAAGUUCCUUCGUCAAGGGCAUGGCCAUGGGAGCUGUGUUUUGUCUAUUGCUCUCCAUACUGGGGAGUUUCAGCCCCAAUGUGCCUGGCUCCUCAGACCCAGAGGAGGAGCACCACCACCACCACGUCAUCGCCCCGAACACCAAGGACAUGCAGGAGCUCUCGCAGGCGGAGAUGGUGGAGCUGAGUCAGAAGGUGCGUGUGUACUGCCUCAUCAUGGUCACGCCCAAGGUCCUGGUGCACUGGGCGGCAGCCAACAGCACCUGGGCCAAGCACUGUGAUAAGGCCGCCUACUACACCUCAGAGUCCUCCAAAGCCAUGGACGCCAUAGACCUGAAGGAGAGCGACGAGUGGGCCAGGAUACGCGUCGCCCUGAAGCACGCGUACGAGAACGCCGGGGACAUGCGCUGGUUCUUCAUGGCACGGCCGACCACGUUUGCCAUCAUCGAGAACCUGAAGUACUUGAUCUUGGACAAAGAUCCCUCGCAGCCGUUUUACCUGGGCCGCUCGCAGAAGUCCGGGGAGUUGGAGUACGUGGAGUUCGACAGCGGCAUCGUGUUCAGCUACGACGCCUUGAGGCGGCUGAUGGACAUCCUGAAGAAUGACGACCUCUGCCCCGCGCGGGGCCGCGCCAUCUGGAAGGUGAGUGAGGAGAAGCAGCUGGCCAUCUGCCUCAAGUACGCCGGUGUCUAUGCCGAGAACGGGGAAGACGCGCACGGCCUCAGCCUGUUCAACAGCCAGAGCAUCAGCACCCUCAUCACGGACAGCAUCUCCAAAAACCCAGACAAAGUUCUGGAGAGCUGCUGCUCGGACAUGGCCAUCAGCUUCAGCGGGUUGUCGCCCAACCAGAUGCAGGUCAUGAUGUACGGCGUGUACAGGCUCAGGCCCUACGGCCACGACUUCCAUGACUCCAUGAUAUUUCUGCCUCCAAAGGGGUCCGACAAUGACUGAUUUUAUAGCUCAUUUUUAAAAUUUGUUUUAGAUGGACUGAUGCAGAAACAAAAUGGGUUCUGUAGGGUGUUGACUGUGUGACUAAAGGCUGUGCUUGGAUGCUGUUAAACGAUACAGGAAUGUCAUGUUGACAUUUUUUAAACCUGGGGAAUGUAUAAUAUUGUGAUUGAUAUGAAAAUCACCACAAUUCCACCACAUCUAAUGGACCAACAUGAUAUGAGAAGGGUUAUAACAUUUAGGGAAAAAUACCCUUUUCCCAUUUCGUUCAUCAUGGUGUUGAACAAAUUACAGUGCGUUACCACCAACCCGCCACCUGUACUUAGCCAGAGGCACAUAAUUCUUAUCAUUUAAAUGUUUUAAACCUGUGAAUCUCUUAACAUUCAUAGCAGAGAAACCAUAUCUGUGGUAUCACCUGUGAUUUUAUAACAUUUUCAUUUUUUGCAAAGAGAAUUUAUCUCCAGUUUCAUGUACAGUAAAGAUCAUCUUGACUUGAUGUGAUGCAGUUCAACACUGUAUUACAAGGACAGAUGAUUGCCCAAAUUCAUUUCCAACCUGGUAGAAACUGGUCCACUCAAAAAAUAUUGUAUUGUACGUCUAAGUUAAUGAUCAUUUCCCCAUUGCUUUUAUAGUUUUUUUGCUGGAAUUUUAUGGUUUUAUUUCAACAAUAUCUGUACUGGAUAUGAAUGCGUAUUUGCAUAAUUGUGAUCUUUCCAGAAAAUAUUUAUGUUCUAGUUAUGUCAUGUAUUGUAAUGCAACUUUUAGUUUUACCUGAAAUUUGUACAAGUGCAGAAAAAUACUUUAAUGUACAAGUGCAAAGAAUAUGUUGGGAUACGGUACAUAUGUUUGGGUAGUUUUUUUAUUAUAAUUUAAUCGUUGUCUUAGUAGGGAUCAGCAAGUGCAUAAUCAGAAAUUAUGUGUCUUACCUUCCCACCAGUAAAUGACGGUCAAAACAUGAAGGCAUACACUUUCAAACCUUUUUAAGCUGUAUUAGAGGAUACGAAUGUUUGAUCAAGACUUUCCCUGAUGGCAGUGCCAUUGUUUGUUUUUUCAAACGUGUAUGUGUUUGCACAAGUACACACAUUUGUCAAAACUGGUUGAUUUUAAAUUGUAUGUCAUUUUGUUGUAUGGCCAUGCUUUCCUUUUAGUAAACAACAGCGUUCCCUAGAUGGCCUGUAAAAAGAGGGGAACCCAACUACAAUGGACAGGAGCUUUGACUUACUGUACCAAGCAAUAUUGGAAAAAAUGGGAUGUCUCAAAUUUCUUGACCAGUAGGCUGAAAUCCCCUCCUAAACUGGAACCCGUUGUUGACAAGUACAAAAUAUCAGUAAAUUGUUUAACUACAGCAAUCUAGAAUUAACAGUUAACAAGUGACGCAAAGGCCUUACUCAGUGAAAAACGUAGAUAUAUUUAUUCAGAGCAGUCUGGUGGUUUUGUUCUCUUACUACACUCACUGGCCACUGCAUUAUAAGUACACCUAGUUAGUAACAGGUUUGGCCACUAGAUCAUAAGUACUCCCAGGAAAUAAGAGAUGUUGACCCAUUUUGCCUUAAGAGCUUCCAAAUAAUUUCACAGAUUCAUUCUGAGGUUGUAAUGAGGAUAUCUUCCGAGUCCACUUCACUUCCACUCCGUAAAACCCCUAGAGAGAUGGUGGUGUGAGAAAAUCCCAGUUUAUCUCUGAUACUAAAACCAGAGAUUCUUUUAGUAUAGAGAUAUGCCAACAUAAUAGGUUUCUAUGGGCACCUAACAUCACCAGGUUCCGGUCUGCCUAAAGGGGCGUGUCAUAAUACUCCUAGCAUUGAAUAGAACAGUCCUCAGGUCUGCCUAGGUCUGCCUAAAGGGGGAUUUCCCCCCCAAUAAUAGAACCCGGAAACAAUGGGCCAAUGGAACCUCUCUCUCUCUCUACUCAUGGGUGAGCGGUUAGGGCGUCAGACUUGAAUCCCAGAGGUUGCCGGUUCGACUCCCGACCUGCCAGGUUGG